This is a messenger RNA of Ostrea edulis (European flat oyster), 4196 nucleotides long. Its product is annotated as cell death abnormality protein 1-like. Gene Ontology annotation, molecular function: scavenger receptor activity. NCBI's taxonomy places the organism in Eukaryota, Metazoa, Mollusca, Bivalvia, Ostreida, Ostreidae. The record is from RefSeq and is a predicted model, not a curated record. The transcript is spliced from 7 exons. The coding region runs from base 175 to 2538 and encodes 787 amino acids.
GUGCAUAUCAGAGGCAAAAGUUAUUUGUACAUAGACAACGUUCUAGUGUGAGUUUGUAUAAGAGGAGUCAAGAGAUCAUUGUACAUCCCGUACACGUGAAUGCUCUCCAACAAGGAAGGAAGAAAAGUGAACUUUUUGUGAGAUAUAAUACUGACUUCUUGGUUAUCAUCCAAAAUGUACAGACGAUGGAUAUAUAAGUGUCUUAUAUUCUAUCUUACUUUGGAAACUUCUUAUUCACAGUGUUAUGACAACAAACUUUGUGAAUGUCACUGCGAUUGUUGUUCAACAUGCUUUGGAUCUUAUUGUACCUCGUGCAGCAGAGAAGGCUGGAGUGGCUUAACUGACAAUCUAUGUCAGAGAAAGAAUAUAGCUUAUAAUCAAAGAACCACCCAAAUUUCAACAGAUAGGGACUCAAGCAAUGCAGUAGAUGACGAUAGCUCAACAUAUUCUAGGACUCAAUAUGAGGAGAAUCCUUGGAUAAUAGUGAAUUUUGAUAAAAUCGAAAGAGUAAAACACAUGUUCAUAACACUUCCUGCAGGAAUUGGACAUGACUUUAUAGUAUAUGUGACGAAUUCGUCAAAUGAGAAUUUAAAUCAAAAAUCUUUCUGUACCGAAACAUGGAGUAAUAAAAACCAGCGAUUGAAAUGGAACAUUACAUGUAAAAAUAACCAAGUAAUUACCGGUGAUCAAGUUCUACUAGAGAGAAAAACAAAUGGAGGAAGUUUGACCGUGAUUGAUAUCAAAGUGUUCCGUACAUACGGGUACUGGUGUGAUAAGACGUGCGUAAAGUGUUUGGACAAUCAAUGUGACGGAUUCACGGGAGUUUGCAUAAAAGGCUGCAAGAGUGGUUGGUAUGGAGACAGGUGUGACGUAGAGUGUCCCUCUGAUUGUGUAAAUGGUUCCUGUGACAGAUAUAAAGGGUGUACAGAUUGUCGUGAUGGCUACAACGGGGCUGACUGUAAUAAAUGCACAAUAGGUACUUAUGGGGAAAACUGUAGUUUGAAAUGUGUGAAUUGUGAUACAUAUUCUUGUAACAAUGUCAAUGGAUGUCAACAAUGUUGGAGUGGUUUCUAUGGACCGAGUUGUAAUAAGCCCUGUCCAGAAGGUUGCAGGAAUAAUGAAUGUGAUAAAAAAUCUGGACUCUGUUCUGCGGGAUGUAAAGACGGAUACAAAGGCCCGGAUUGUCAACAACCUUGUGACAGUCGAUGUGCAACUUGUGAUACAAACGAUCCAUGUAUUUCUUGUGUAGACGGAAGCUAUGGUCAACAAUGUGAACUAGUUUGUCCAGAAACGUGUGGCGGGAAAAAGUCUUGCGAUAGAGUCAACGGUAAGUGUCAUGAGUGCGUUGCUGGAAAAUAUGGUGGAAAUUGUACAGAGUCCUGUAGUAAGAAUUGUGUCUCUGCUGACAUCUGUAAAAGGAAUGGGGAAUGUCUAAGUGGCUGUAUCAAUGGAUGGAUAGGUGCGAAAUGCGAUAAAAAUUGUCUAGAAAACUGUUCACAAUGUACACUGUCUAUGUCUGAAAUUGUGUGUGAAAAAUGUGACGAAGGACACUACCUAGACAGUGACAGGAAGUGUCAGAGCUGUCCAUCGAACUGUUUAUCGUGUGACAGUGAGUCGAGAUGUACCCGAUGCAAACAAACGUUUACUGGAAAUCUGUGUGAUAGUAAAUGUAACGUGAAUUGCAUUGAUGAUUUAUGUGAAAUUGAUGGCCGCUGUUUAUUUGGAUGUAAUAACAGGAAGUAUGGCAUUGGAUGUACCACGGAUUGUAGAAAGAAUUGUGUGUAUUGUUACAAUGGUAACAACUGUACACGAUGUUUACCAGGAUAUUACGGAAGAUAUUGUACUGGUAAUUGUUAUGAAAACUGUUACAACUGUACUUCAGGUCCAUCUUGUGAAGCAUGUAAGCCUGGAUUUUAUGGAUUUUACUGUCAGUACGGUUGUUCUUCUAAAUGCCUGACCUGUGACUCGGCAGAUUCAUGUACUUCCUGUAGGAAGGGCUGGUCAGGUAGCUCUUGUCAGUGUAAUUCAAAAUGUGCUGAUGGAUGUGGAAACAAUGGAAAAUGUUGGAAUGGAUGUAACGGUUCAUUUUAUGGUGACUAUUGUGACAUCCCCUGUCCAUCGGAUAGCUGUGAGAAAUGUGAUCAAAUGUUUGGAAGCUGUACAGAAUGCACGAAGGGGCGAUACGGAAUCCAUUGUGAUAUGAAUUGUAGUGGGACAUGUCUGGAAUCAGCGUGUGAUAUCGCUGGUGGGUGUCUCCGGGGCUGUGUAAAGGGGUUUUCUGGAACAAACUGUGCUGAUCAAAUAAUACCGUCAAAGAGUUCGUCAUCAACAACGCCUUAUGUAUACGUUGUCGCCGUCCUUGGAGGUCUGUUACUGGUAUUGACAAUUAUACUGGUUACAUUCUUUGUGAAACGAAAAAGGGAGCGAGAAAGAACGAUUCGAAUGACCUAUCAAACUGUCCGAGUCGCCUGCCAGGAAGCUGACCAUGACUACGAAUGUGUUAGCAGGGAACCUGACUAUCAAACUAUCGAUUCCUGAAAUUGCGGGACUGUGUUAGCAAGGUCUUCAGUCGUUUUCGAACUGAGUCACAAAUAAAAUGAAAUAAAGAAAAAGCUACAUUUAACAUGUUUAAGAGAGUGUGUAGACUUUUGGCCCAUUACUAUAUAUCUACGUGAACUGUUCAAAUUAAGAAAUCAUGAUCACGUUUUCGUGUAUGUUACAGGAUAACCCCCUUGGUCUCAAAAUUUUGUUUGAAAUAUUGAAGCCUCGGAUAACGCUAACAUUUCUCGACCUUAGAGGUUAUCCUGCAACAUUCGAAAACAAGAACUUUAUUUCUAUUCUACUAAGGCUCAGAAAUAUACAGCCGAUCGUUUCCCUACAUGUAUAAAGCUUCGUAUUAGGUCACUGUGAUGGCAUUGCAGUUUGCCAAAUGAACUGGGCCUACAUGUUUUUGCUGACGAAAAAGUUCAGGUGGUAGGGCUUUUCUACAACUAUUUCAAAAAGACAUUUCAAGCAUUUAGUUUGAUGUUGACAGAUUGUAAUAAUUAAUUUGAAUACACAGUCCAAGGAAACUUGUUUGUACAGUAACAUGUUUACGUGUGUAUUGAUCUCGUAAUACAGACGAUUGAUUUUUAGUGAAUGACAAAUGUUCUUCAGUCAUGAUUAUAGUGCUUUAUAUAUAUAUAAAGCACUAUAAUCCAGCAACACUGACGCUCGAUGGGACUAGACUUUUCUAUUGCCACACAUUGCACUCACUAUAAUCCAUAUAUAUAUAUAUAUAUAUAAAGCACUAUAAUCCAGCAACACUGACGCUCGAUGGGACUAGACUUUUCUAUUGCCACACAUUGCACUCACUAUAAUCCAGCAACACUGACGCUCGAUGGGACUAGACUUUUCUAUUGCCACACAUUGCACUCAAUAAUUUUAAUAUGUAGACGCUUUGUUUAUUAUCAGCUUUUGUAGUUUAGUUUCCUUUCCUAUUUAGUUUUCUUUUCUAUAUAUAUAUAUUCUAUCAUCCUGAGGAAGGAACAAAAUUUGACAAUUCACGGUUGUUGGUGUCGUUGGUAUUUUUUUGUGCUUUAUAUACCGGGGUAUAUAUAUAUAUAUAUAUAUAUAUAGAGAGAGAGAGAGAGAGCGAGAGAGAGAGAGAGAGAGAGAGAGAGAGAGAGAGAGAGGACCGCAAAAUCCGAGGUCCCGUGUCACAGCAGAUGUGGCACGAUCAAGAUCCCUCCCUGCUCAAAGGUCAUAAGCGCCAAGCAUAGGCCGAAAUUUUGCAGCCAUUCACCGGCAGUGGUGACGUCUCCAUAUGAGUGAAAUAUUCUCGUUAAACAAUAUUCAAUCAUGGAGAUGUCCUGUAUUUGAAGUGAUACUACACGUGUAAAAAUGUGUAGAAUAAUUCAUGACAUAUAUCGAAAGUAGUUAUGCAAUAUGUAGGUGUCACCGUGAUUCAUAGCAAAUAGGCAAGUGCUAAUUGCCUUCUGACGAGAAAGUGACUGAUUGAUAACUACCAUUUCAAUUCUUUUCAAAUACCGUAUUAAGCAUUUUGGAACAAAGGAGACAUCAAUUGUAAAUUUCAGGACUCUUGUACCCCUAGGGACUUAGGGCAAAAAUUGCCACAAUUGACCAAUUCAAAAAGGAUUCUUCUUUAUAGAAACUAAAUGCAUAGUGAUGUAGAUCAGGAAAACCUCUACCACGUG